AUGGAGAGAGUGGGAAGUAAAAAUAGCUUCAGUAAAGAGGAUUUGGUCGAGACAUGGGUAUCAGGAACAUUUUGCGAUCCAAGUCAGGCGGGGUGAGGCUGCUCGGGAGGAAGUGCUGGGACAAGGCAGCGGUUUGGGCGGCUGCUGCAGCUCUGCAGAGAAGCAACACGACUCGGCUUCAUUAGUAAUUAGCUUUGAAUCCAGCUUUGGACUCUUAUGUCCAUCCGAGAGAUGCUUUCCCCUGCGUUCUGUAGCACGGCGCCCCGGCCCCGGCGGGGAUGAUGACCCGCGCUGCGGGCAUGGGAGCGGGCAAGGCGCUCCGGCCGGGCUCUCCCCGGGGUCCCGGGCUGUUUCUGCCCCGAGAGAUCCAGCCCUGCGCGUCCGGACAGGCCGUGCGGGCCCGGAGCGGGGCCCGGCUCCGUCCCGCCCCUGCUGUCGGUCCCGGAGCGGGGCCCGGCUCCGUCCCGCCCCUGCUGUCGGGCCCGGAGCGGGGCCCGGCUCCGUCCCGCCCCUGCUGUCGGUCCCGGAGCGGGGCCCGGCUCCGUCCCGCCCCUGCUGUCGGUCCCGGAGCGGGGCCCGGCUCCGUCCCGCCCCUGCUGUCGGUCCCGGAGCGGGGCCCGGCUCCGUCCCGCCCCUGCUGUCGGUCCCGGAGCGGGGCCCGGCUCCGUCCCGCCCCUGCUGUCGGGCCCGGAGCGGGGCCCGGCUCCGUCCCGCCCCUGCUGUCGGUCCCGGAGCGGGGCCCGGCUCCGUCCCGCCGCUCCCGUCGCUCCGGGGGCGGGGGCGGAGCGCGGCCCCACGCGGCCAUGGCGGCGCGGGCGCUGCGCGGCGCCGGGCGGGCGCUGCUGGCGGCCCGGGCUCUCCCCGCCGGCCCCGGGCCGUGCCCUCGUCGCGGCUGCGGGGAGGUGGCGGCGCUGCGGGCCAUGGGCUUCAGCCAGGAGCAGGCCCGGCGGCUCCUGGCGCUGCAGCCCCGGCUCGGCCCCGAGCAGCGGGAGGCGGCGGCGGCGCAGCUGCUGCUGCUCGGGCUGAGCGCCGAGGCCGCCCUGGCGCUGCUGGAGCGGAGCCCGGCGCUGCUGCGGCUGCCCACGGAGCGACUCCGGGAGCGCGCCGAGGAGCUGCGGCGCCUGGGGCUGGACGGAGGCCGGCUGUGGCGGGCCCUGAGCCGCUGCCCACAGCUCUUCCACGUGCCCCGCAAGAGGCUGGAGGCGGCGGUGCGGCUGCUGCGGGAGCGCUGCCUUUUCACGGCGGAGCAGCUGCGGGAGGUGCUCGGGACCUGCCCCGCUGUCCUGCUGGAGGAGCCGCGCACCCUCCAUCACCAGUUCCAGUACGCCUACUUCAGAAUGGGGCUCCAGCAGAAGGAGAUGGUGAAGGCUCGGCUCUUCCAAACGCCCUUUGCGGAGCUCCGGAAUCGGCACAUCUUCCUGGAGCGCCGAGGGCUCUACGAGACCCCACACAAAGGGCAGACCCAAACCAGUAACCCAAAACUGAAGGACAUCCUUCGGCUCCCGGAGAAAGACUUCCUGGCCAGUCUGGCCUACUCCACCCCAGAGGAGUACGAGGUCUUCAAGAAGCUCCUGGCUCGAGAGGAGGAGGAGAAGGAAGAGGAGCAUGUGGAUGCACUGUACACAGAGGAUGAUGACGACGACGACGACGACGAUGACGAUGAUGAUGAUGAUUUGGACAGUGAUGGAAGUAAAAGAGCCCAGGAGUGAGGAGCUGAGGCGCUGAGGUGCCCAAGCCCUGUCCAGGUGCUUUGGGCUCCCACCUCACAGCAGCACAGUCUGGGUGGGGUACCAAUAAAUCCCAUCUGUCAAAUACAAAAA
Molecule: messenger RNA, 1820 nt
Organism: Prinia subflava (tawny-flanked prinia)
Lineage: Eukaryota; Metazoa; Chordata; Aves; Passeriformes; Cisticolidae
Gene: MTERF4
Product: mitochondrial transcription termination factor 4
Exons: 3
Coding region: 279-1709 (476 amino acids)
Biological process (GO): regulation of DNA-templated transcription
Molecular function (GO): double-stranded DNA binding
Source: RefSeq, a predicted model, not a curated record